Messenger RNA from Periophthalmus magnuspinnatus, 5333 nucleotides. RefSeq names its product protein phosphatase, Mg2+/Mn2+ dependent, 1H (gene ppm1h). The transcript has 10 exons. The record is from RefSeq and is a predicted model, not a curated record. Bases 339 to 1865 code for a protein of 508 amino acids. Gene Ontology annotation, biological process: protein dephosphorylation. Gene Ontology annotation, molecular function: protein serine/threonine phosphatase activity. NCBI's taxonomy places the organism in Eukaryota, Metazoa, Chordata, Actinopteri, Gobiiformes, Gobiidae.
UUGGCUCUGGACUUUGCGCCGUGGCUCGCUCUAAUCGUGACCGCAGGAUUACGCACGCGAUCUCCCUCCGCGCGCAGUAAGCAGCUCACGGACCAAAGCGCACAAAUCCACCAGCAACAACCGGUUUGUCACAUGACUGUCUCCUUCCUUGCUUCCCUGUUUUGUUGUAUUUCCGCGUUGAUUCUCGGGAGCGCAGCUUGCUGGAUGUGUGACUCUCCCGCCGUCACUGCAGCCGUGCCCGUCCGCCUUUUACGCACCGGACAGCGGCAGAAGGAGCAGCAGGCAGGAGUCGCCCCGCGGAGAACCGAACCGGGUGGUGUCCGGACCCACGCACGGCCAUGUUUACCCGGGUCAAGUCCGCGGUGGCGAGUUUCAUGGGGGGUGUGAUGUCCGGAGGAACCAAUGGGGAACAUCCGAGCGGCUCCGAGCUGCCGCUGAGGUUCCCCUACACUAGACCCGAGUUUUUGGGGCUGUCUCCGGACGAGGUGGAGUGCUCUGCGGACCACAUCGCCAGACCCAUCCUGAUUCUGAAGGAGACCAGCCGGCUGCCCUGGUCCACCGGUUACGCGGAGGUGAUCAACGCGGGGAAGAGCGCUCUGAAUGAGGACCAGGCCUGCUGUGAGGUGCUGCGGGUGCAGAGGAGGACCACACGCUCCCCGUCUCGGAGAAGGAGGUCGUCUCUGCCCAACGGAGAUGGACUCAGCCUCAAGCACGAAACGAGCCCUUCCCCUGAGGACCUUCCUUUCCAUUACUGGGCCCUGUUUGACGGUCACGCGGGGUCUGGAGUGGCUGUCAUGGCGUCUCACCUCCUCCACCACCACAUCGCUCUACACCUUCAGGAGGUCAUGGACAUCCUGCUCACCCCCGGUACAUCGCCCCCUACCUGUCUAGGGGAGGAGCCUCUGAACCAGCACCUGGCCCCGGCGCAGAAGGGUCUGAGCAGGGCCGUGUCGUUGAGGGGGGCUGCUGGAGCGCCGGGCUCACCUCACGCUCCACCUGCACGAUUCUUUAGUGAGAAGAAGGUUUCACACGAGAGCCUGGUCAUCGGUGCCAUAGAGAACGCAUUCAAAGAUAUGGACUUCCAGAUUGAGCGGGAGAAGUCCGUGUACAACAUCUCCGGAGGCUGCACGGCUCUGGUGGUGGUGUAUUUACUGGGGAAUCUGUACGUGGGGAACGCAGGGGAUAGCAGAGCCAUCAUCAUCCGGUCUGGAGAGGUCAUCCCCAUGUCCUCAGAGUUCACUCCAGAGUCGGAGAGACAGAGGCUGCAGUUCCUGGCCUACAUGCAGCCUCACUUGUUGGGGAAUGAGUUCACACAUCUGGAGUUCCCACGGAGGGUCCAGAGGAGGGAGGUGGGCAAGAGGAUGCUCUACAGAGACUUCACGAUGUCUGGAUGGGCGUACAAAACCAUUGAUGACGACGACCUGAAGUUUCCUCUGAUCUACGGAGAAGGGAAGAAGGCUCGAGUGCUGGCCACCAUCGGCGUGACCAGGGGCCUCGGAGACCACCAGCUCAAAGUGCACGACUCCAACAUCUUCAUCAAGCCUUUCCUCUCCUGCUGCCCAGAGGUGAAGGUGUACCCUCUGUCGCAGUCUGAACAUGGGGCCGAUGAUGUUUUGGUGCUUGGGACUGACGGUCUGUGGGACGUUCUGUCAAACCAGGAAGUGGCUGAGUCAGUUUCCUGUUUCCUUGGAAACUGUGACCCAGACGACCAGCACAGGUACACGAUGGCAGCUCAGGACCUGGUGAUGAAAGCUCGUGGUGUUUUGAAGGAUCGCGGCUGGAGGAUCUCAAAUGACAGACUUGGUUCAGGGGACGAUAUCUCUGUGUAUAUUAUCCCUUUAAUGUACGGAAACAAGCUAAACUAGCAUCGCAGCUAACUCUACUUUCAACAGGCCUUCAGACCGGUCUCUGGACCAAAAUAAGGACUACUUCCACUUUUGAAGGAUCGAAGAUGUCUCCAGAAAACCUACCGUCCAUACUUUAUAUUGUUUAAUAUGUGUUGCAAAAAAUAUGAAUCAAUGUUUUGUUCAAAUGCAAAUACACACGAGUUAAGAGAAGUUAAAUAUUUUGGAAGUUAAAGAUGCACUGUGUAACUUUUCUGGUUGACUAUACCCCGCCAUUGAGAUGUUAUUGCUUUACCGGGAAUGUUCCACAGCAUAGCAUUGAACUAUUUUGCAUUUAUUCAAAAAUAGCUGUUUUUAUUGCUAGAAAUAUCACUAAAAACACAGAUUCUUACUGCGUGUGGGGUCACCUCUCCACAGAUCUGAUCAGUAACUUGGCUUGGUGGCAUCAGUGACCACGCCAAGCAAUGACAUCUCCAUGGAAACAAGAAGGUAGCAGAUCCUCCUCCAGAAAAGUUACAAGUGUCUUGCUCUAUAACAAAACCUCAUGCACUUUGUCAGGCUCGUGAAUCGAACUGUCAAUCCUGUGGUUGGUGAGCAGCCAUUUUACUACAUAAUAAUAAUUGCAUAACUUUAAGUCAAAAAUAUGAAGGCAUCCACAAUAGUCUUAAUUACUAAUGUUGGGAGGAAGCCAUUUUGAAGUGACUCGAGCCUGAAGCACUGACUCCUCUUAACACUGAAGUGAAUCUCAGGACUGCUGUUACUAAUUAAAGCCAAUGCACAAUAUUUAUAAGUGAGAAGCCAAGUGUAAAUGAGUGUGUGCAUAUUUUGUACUUUUUACCUGUUUCCUUUUAUAAUUUACAUUUUAAACUGGAAUUCAUCAGUGUACCGGUACAACAUUUCCAAUCAAAAACACACUGUUAUUCCUAAUUCUGGUCUUGUCCCAGUUUGGUCCUGGUUUGGCCUCUAGUCUUGUCCUGGUCAAGUUCUGGUCAAACUCUUUACACAAACUCUAUGUUGGGAAAUGCUUGCCUAUAAAAGCAAUCCAUUUAAUUUAGAAAAUGAUCUGACUAAACCGGUACAACUACUAAAACUAUGGUACACGUAAACCAGGACUGAAUCUAUAAAAAAAGCAGGACUAAACUGGAAUCUGACUAAAACUUAGGACUGGAUAAGCCAAGACGUGAUUUGCAAAAUAUAAUAAUUCUAUGAGGUUCAGAUGGAUGAAAAGUUAAGACUGUUCCCAUAGUGAUUAACAAAUAAACAGCAAAAUAUUAUAUCUUUUGAUAAACUUCCUAAAUGUUUUUGUCCUAAGGUUUCAGCAGAGCUCAUUUGGACAUGUUUUUUUUUGCAAUCAAGACGUUUUACAUGUGAUGAUACUGACUUGAGAUGCUGGAAUUUUUACUACUCGGCCAAAAAAGCCCCAAAACGAGGAGGUUUAGAGUCAAAGUGCACUGCCCUUCUCAAACAUCGCGUAUAUCAGGGCGUUAAAACCCCUGAAAAUUCUUAUUACCAAAUAUUCCACAAGGUUUGGUUUAUAUUUGAGCAAUUUUAACUUCCAGUGACAAAUUAUUUCCUAAAGCACUUAAGAGAGAAAGGUACUAAGAGUUAUAAAUGAUCUGAGCAACAGGAGGGCACGUGUCCUGGACAAUCAAACCACAUAAUAGAUUUCUAAAGCUUGUAAAAGGUUAUAUUUUCCUUUACAAUAGAGAAGCAGCUCCCAUUGUAGCUUAUGUCAGCACUCAUGGCAUGGCCCUUUGUUCAGCACAUACAGAGAGUGUCAGUCAUCUGUCUCAUUCAGGCAAACUUACAGUCAAGUGUCUGUGCCUCUCAAAGUCAAAACCUAGUUACUACUGCCGCCAAGUAUAUUAUGAAAUGGUGGAAUUUAUUAUUAAAAAUGUCAAUAUUAGUAUUAGUAAUAGUUUUUACCGUUUUCUUGUAUAAAGUUUGGUUCAAAACUGUGUAAAGUUUCAAAUCGAACUCAAGGACAGGUCAGAAUGCUAUGGUCCAAUUUGGCUAUUGGUUGAUUUAUUGACCAGGUUUAUGGUUAAUACCUCUGUUAUUACUGAGCCCAUUUGCAUGAAACAAAAACAAGCAGCAAAGUGAUUACUGUCAGUGUAAAGGAGCUAACGUCAUACCAUUAAUGUGUCAAAUUUGUGGACCCAAUUCCUCACACAAAUUUCAACAUUGUGAUUUUUUUCUGUUUGAUAAAUCUCCCAUGACUAAGUGGAUAUACACAGCCUGGCCAAAAAAAGUCGCCAGGAAAGAAAAUAGUCACACGCUCUAAUAUUUGGUUGAACCGCCAUCCCAAAGAUUCUCAAUGGGGUUAAGGUCUGGACUCUGUGGUGGACAAUCCAUGUGUGAAAAUGAUGUCUCGUGCUCCUGAGCCACUCUUUCACAAUUUGAGCCUGAUGAAUCCUGGCAUUGACAUCUUGGAAUAUGCCCGUGUCAUCAGGGAAGAAAAAAUCCAAUGAUGGAAUAACCUGGUCAUUCAGUAUAUUCAUUCUUUGAGCACAGACUGUUGCUGAACCUAGACCUGACCAACUGUAGCAAAAAUGUACCUAUUUGCUUAUUUAAAUCCAGGUAGCACCUUUUUUUUUUUUGGCCAAUCACCUGUUGCUGGGUUUCAGAUGACACUACAGAAAUCUAUUCAGUUUAUUCUAGUUGCUGUAGUUGCCUCCAUUGCCAUUCAGGUUGUAUUAUUUUGCAUGGGGCUGCUGAUCUUGACAGUAAAUAAGUUCUUAAGGGACUACAGAGCUGUUUUAAAGCCUCCAGAGAAUCAGUAUAUAAAUAACUUUAAAAUAUAACUUACUUUAUAUCAGGUUUUAGCAGCAAAACCUUUCUCAAAUUGUCCAUUGAAAUUAUUGAGAUUCCCACCACAAAGAAAGCACAGUUUAGUCGUAUUAACGGAAAAAGAGGGCAGGGCGGAGCAAGGUCAAUAAGUCAAUCAUAUUUAACACAGAUGGAGCAAAAAAAAUAAGGCUUAAAUGCAGAGUUCUGUUGUAAUACAGUGAGUUCUUGGGUCUUGCCACUAAUAGAACUGAUCAGGUUCAUCAUUUGUGCGUUUACCUUUUGUAUAUUUUAUGGCAAAAUACAGUGUGAUCACGAGGGGAAACUGGCUCUUGCCCCCAUCUGGCAGCAUGACAUCAUCACAUUCAACAAUCUGAAAUGCACCAAUAAACGCCCAUAAAGUUAUACAGGUCCCUGCGCUGCAUUUGUAAUCAUGACAUCAAACUCAUGUGGUCAUUGUCAUGUACAUUUGCAGCCUGUCAAAUCUGUUCCUCAUUCACAUAUUUACAAAUGAACUACGAUCUUGUGGUACGAAUGACUGAAGCUUGAAACAGUGAAAAGUACUUGUACAUAUGUAAGUAAGUGUAGUACCUUCUGUUCUUCCUUUGACUGUAUGUGAUGUACUGGAAAUAUUUGUAUUGUUUGAGAAACUUGGUGAAGUGAUCAAUUGCACUUUUAUCCUCCAUUAAAAAGGAGUUUCUU